This is a messenger RNA of Schistosoma margrebowiei, 3973 nucleotides long. The record is from the annotation of a GenBank genome assembly. NCBI's taxonomy places the organism in Eukaryota, Metazoa, Platyhelminthes, Trematoda, Strigeidida, Schistosomatidae.
AGAGAUUUGAAACAAGGCGUUACAGUUACGUUUAGACUGGAAAUAAAGAUGAUCUAUACACCUCUAUCUAUUUUUAAAGACGAUAUAAAGAAGGCUGUUAUUUACUUAAAUCAUCCAACAUCUUUACCGGGUACACUUUUUACACGACUAUGGAAAAACGCUUAUCCUGUAGCUUUUGUAGAUGGGUUUGCAAACCAUAUUUACAGAAAUAUAAAUUACAGAACUAAUUAUUUCCCACAUUUUUUAACUGGAGAUUUUGAUUCUAUUCAACCAGAAGUUUUAGAAUUUUAUCGUUCAGCAAAUGUUGCAGUCAUCGAAACACCUGAUCAAGAAGAAACUGAUUUCACAAAAUGUGUACGUAUAGUUAUCAAUAGUAUAGAACAAAACAAUGUGGAAUUAGAUGUGCUCGUUGCAGUGCAAAUGAGCGGUGGAAGGUUCGAUCAUGAAAUGGGACUAAUUAAAACUCUAUAUGAAACAAAGAAGUUAACUAACAUUCCAUUGCUUCUGGUGAGCGAGUGCUCAGUUACGUUCUUGUUAGAUGAAGGUGAACAUACUAUACGUGCUAGCACAGGAUACGAAGGACAACAUGUAGGUUUAAUACCUGUUGGACAACCAUGUCAAGUAACAACUACAGGUCUUCAAUGGAACUUGGAUAAUGGGACACUCUCAUUUGAUGAUAUUGUUUCAACUUCGAAUCGAUUGUUAGAUGAAAUUGUUCAUAUAAAUUGUAAUCGACCUUUACUUUUUACUAUGGAAUAUAAAAAUGAUAUGAUUAACUAGCGUGAAUAUAUGCAUAGAUCAUUAUAUUCUUGACUAGCCAGUGAUAAUAUAAGUUGAAAAGGUGAGACAUUCAUUACUUCUUUCAAUGAUUGCAAUCCAAAACAUAUUUUAUUAAUAAGAUAGUGACUUUUUAUUUGAAAUAUCUUCGUUAAGUUCUUAAUUCUCAUGACUAUUUGAUGUUUAUUGUGAUCAUCAAUAGAACUGACGUCACCUAUGUGUGUCAGUUAUAUUUAUCAUAAGUUACUAUGUGAGCAUCGAUAUUGAGAUUUCCCACAAUGUAUGUAUACCCUAAGAUGUUUAAUAUUUUCGUUUUAAUUCGUGACCGUUGUUGCUACCUUGACGUGGUUCUCGGGCUUGCCUAUUCUGAUGGACCAAUCAAGCUAUACUGGCUGGAACAAUCGUUUUUCAAGGUUCUACCAUCUCAGACAGGUCAGUUAAAGAGCAGUAAGACUAAAAGCAGCAAACUCAAUGUCCGAAGGCGAAGUCAUACUGCUGACUGUACAGAGAUAUGACAGCAGUAAGGUGUUCCCUUCAGACAACAAGCAUAACAGCGAUGCUAUCUUCCCACAAAGGAAGGUUGGCGUUAGAAAAGGUCGACCUUAAAAGUGCACAUCUCGCCUUAUCCCACGAAUAUCUGUCUCCGGCGGUAAGGUCUCAACAAGUACGGAGCUAACAUGAAAAUUACUCAAAAAAAUUAUGUGUGACCGACUUCAAACAGUUGUCUCCUGUGCACUGCGGUCACACUCUCAGGUCACUAAGACCACUUCUAAUCCAAUUUCCUUUCCAGGUACCUCUAGAAGAACCCUUCCACAGUGUGGACAACCGUGAAAUGAUAAAAGCCCUCAUACCUCUAACAGCACUGUAAUUCGUGAAUUAAUACAGAUGAAGUGGUCAUUGUUUGUAAGUAGAUUUUCAUCUAGAAUGAUAAACCAUUCAAGAAAUUUCAUUGUAUAUAAAGAAGCUUGGAUCAAUUUUUUUUAUUUAGAAAAGAACUCAUUAUCAUACAUAUUGUAGAAAGUCAAUACAAUACAUAAACAUGUUUGUUUCAGUUGAAUAAAUUGAAGGUAAUUUAAUUAUUAAACUGAAAUAUCACAAAGUAAUACUGAGUUUAUGUUAUUUCAUUUGAACCAAAAAAAUAUUUGGAUAUUCCCAAUUGAACUCAUUGUAAUGGAUGAGUUUCUUGUUUAGGUAAAUCGUACAAGAUAUAAUGAAGUGCUUUGGAUAAUUGUGCAGAGUCAUAUGCUAGAAAAUAAUUUAAAAAAAAGUUGAAUAUUAUAAUAGAGCGAUAGACAAAACACAAAGAUAUCGAUUGAUUUAUAGUAUUAAUGAGAUCAUGUAGCACAUGGAUCCCAGUUCAAACAUUUAUAUUUUAAAUAAGACUACGGUUAAUAUGACCGUUUCCGUAUUAGAAGCGGUUUUCGUUAUGGUCCAUCGGUGAGACUAUAUUUUGUGAAUGACCUUUGAGUGACGCCAGACUGACCUUGAGAGUUUGCACCUAAUAACUAGGAUCAAAUGAGGUUUAUGAAACGGUGUUGGCAAUUAGAAUUAUGAUUUACAAUUGAUGAUUAGGGGUUUUCACCACGAACUGACAUCAGCUACAAUGCCGAAACUCCAUUUAGCCAAAUGAAUGAAUGAGUUUCGCGCCAAAAUCUAAGACCUAUUACUCUAUAUCUGAUUGGUUCAUCCACAAAUUAUAGUCUCGCUGGUCCAUCAUACAUGGAAUUAAUUACUGAUAUGGGAUGACAAGUGUUUUGUGAUGUUCUAUUGUACAAGUGAUAGAUGUUUGUUUUGUGUAUUAAUACUAGUGAUUAUUUAAGUUUAUGAAAUGUGAUCCGGUUCAGAAUGCGAUAAAAUAUAAUAGGGAAAAGAAGUUAAUGAUAAUCAUACCGUAGUAUUUUAAUAUUUCCUGCGGAAAGUACAACGGAAUAUCCAACAUCGAAUCGAUUUUGCAUGUUUUGACUCGAUUUAUUUCUACUACUUAAUAAUAUUCAGUAGUUUGUAUUAUUAUCAUUCAUUUUGAAACUUGCGAUAUGACUAUGUGUGCUAUUGUUAGGGUCUCUAGAUCUUCAGAAUUCACUUGUUAAAUGUCUUGUUUUGGAAAUUUGAAUUUGUUUUUGGGACCAGAGCAUUCCUUUUCUCCUUCAUAUCGUAUUUCCCAUCUGGAAGGGCCUUAAAUAUCAUUGGUUCAUUGUCUCUUUUAAUAUGCUUUUUUUGUAAUGUUUCCCUGGGACAUAUAUAUAUAUAUAUACACGCUUGAUUUAUGCUUUUGGUUGCUUGUGGAAUAUAUUCUCCAUCUUCUAAACCUGGAGUUCUCUCUGUAGUUAGCGGGGCUAGGACACAUCUGAAUAAUUAGCUUAUUUGGUUAUUAUGUUGCUGAGUGCCCCCAAAUACCCUGGUACGGCCGAGAGUGGGGAGAUUCCGCUCACCCUCUCGAAAUGCUCUUACAUGGCUACGCGUAUAUAGCCUCUGCCAGGGAAGUCCUAUUCACUGCCUUCUCGUGGACGGGGUGUUGUUUAUCGCAUAUAAAAAUUUAUAUAACUUUUGAUAAUACAUUAGGACUCAGUAUCUAAGUGGAUACUGCGAUGGCGUUUGAAGCGAACGGUACUAGGUUCGAAUCCCACAGUGAACAUCAACUCUAAGAUGCAAUUGUAUCCAGCUGACGAGUCUCAAAUAGGACGAAAUGCGCCUUGUCCUGGAUUCCACUGUUAGCCAUUAUUCAUCUUUUCUUAUAAUGCUUGUGAAUUAAAGCAAUAUCGAGGCAAUCCGCACAAGAUGCUAACAAGAGACUGAUGAUCAAUGAGAAGAUUCAAGUAAACUAUACCAAAUGAAUUCAACAUUUAACUUUCUUAGCUAUUCUAUAUAACUAAUGAGAUUAAUAUAUAUAUAACAUUUAAAUUUUACUGUGUACAACUUACGAUCAACAUUUUUUGAUUGAAAUUUCUUCACUAACAUAUGAUCAUUUAAUAUUGUACUAUGUAAACUUUGUACAGCAACAUUAUUUAAGCAUAAAUUAUAAUAGAUUAAUGUAUUACGAUCAAAUGUUGAAUAGAUUAAUACAGGUAAAUUUCGACCAGGUUCUAUAGCAUAUAAACCAGCUGUAAAUGCUUGACAUGAACGUCCUAAUGGAAAACAUAAUGAAUUAUUAUUUAUAUCAAAUAUAUAUGUAGUACCAUCCCAUGAACAAACAACUAAU